AUGAUGUUUUCUUUCCUGCCGCCGCUACCAUGCCACACGCGGGGGACGCACCUCAGCGAUGACCCAGGGGAGUCAAGGCACAUCAUUUUGAAGUUGCCGCCAUGGGAUAGUCCGACGACCAUCAACUGGGAGCCGUUGGAGCCGCCGAGUCCAUAUCGACCAGUUAUACGCCAAAACGCGUAUCCCUCCGUUGCGAAACGCUUGCAGAGAUUCAAGCCCUCGGACGGCAACGCGGCGGAGAAAAUCGUGACACCUAGGUGUCUCUCCACAGGGGAAACCACACCACGAGAGAUGACGUAUGAGGAGGAAUUGGCUUGCAAGGGGCGUCUUUUAAAGGAAGAGUCUGAGGCGCGAGAUGUCCUCGUUUUCUCUGAGCAGCGUGAGUGGACCCAGUUGUGGGUGGAUUUUCUUCAGCGCAACUGCGUCCUCCUCGAGGUGGAUAUCCAGUCAGCGGAAGAGGAGGCACGGACUGCAUCUGAACGCGAUGAAGAGCGGAGGCGUAUGUGCUACACGAUUGAGAUGGAGUCAACCUUGAGCCGUAUUCAGAAGCGCUUGCAGGAUGCCAUGCAGAAGAAAACAGCAGAAAUUAUGCCGAUGUACAAAGAUGGCCGGAAUUGUAUCAUGGAGAAGGAGAAAGGAGAGCUCUCCGAUCUCCUUGAAUGGUUCAGGAAGAAUUGCCCGUUCGGGAUGCAGCUACCUGCGUUCCUCGGUGGGCAACGCCGGCGUCUGUGCCCAAAGAAACCGACCGGACGAUACGGCGCGGCCCGCAGCACUCGAGGGAGAGGACCUCCCACGUCAACACGCAACAAGGCGGUACCCACCAAUGCCACCACCACGGAGGUAGAUAAAUGGCCGGAUGUCUUCCCUGAGCCGUCGUACAUGGCUGAAGGUAAACAGGCAUGGCAGGAGAUCAAAAACUUGCGCUACGCAGAGAGGAAAACUUGUUCCUCAACCCAGGAGACGGAGAACAUGGAGGUUGCCGCCCGUGAAGAGAUACUCGCUGCGGAGGCGGUUGCGUGGCUUCCCAUCAUGGCACUUGGAGUUGAUGAUUACUAUGAGGCCAAACGGCGGAUGCAGCAGCGAGAGAAGACAGAGUUGGCAGCGGUUGAGGAGAAGUUGGAGGAGCUUGAAAAGCGCGAAGCCAUUAUGGAGCGGCUGGAAAAUGAGGCGUUGGCAAAGGGAUUCGAAUACAAGGUCAUCGCCAAGAAUGAGGCUGCGGGGAUGGGGGAUAUUGGGAUCUGUGAGGCUGCCACAGUUGAGACUGAACAUGACGUCAACGUCAAAGAGGAAGGCGCGGUGAUGCAAGAGUUGAAAGCGUGCAAGGAUGUCGCCGAAAGCUCUAUGAAUAGUGAAGACAGUGAGAUCAAGAAUGAGACCGCGCGAAUUUCGGAUCUUAAGAAACGCGAAGACGUUGCUGAACAACUGGAGAUUGAAGACACUUUAAUGAAUCUUGAAAGUGCCCAAAUCGGGGAUCUUAAGAAGCGCGAAUCCGUUGAACAGCUGGAGAUUGAAGACACUGAAAUCAAGAAUGAAGCUGUGCUAAUUGAGGAUCUUAAGAGGCGUGAAACCGUUGCCGAGCAGCUGGAGAUUGAUGACGCUGAAAUCAAGAAUGAAGCUGCGCGACUUGCGGAUUUGAAGAAGCGCGAGGCCCUUGCUGAACAGCUGGAGACUGCCCUCAUGCAGAGGGAGGACGAGGCCUCCGCUCGAAUAGCAGCAGCAGUGCUGGCGGGGUCGUCUGCAGUCUCUGCUGUGGCGAACAAUAACCAGCGCUCAGAGGCAGCGGCGACCCACAGUGCCACUGAAGCUGACGAAGCAAGCAGUUCGUGGGGCAGUGACUCGAAUGGUGUUCCGCAUCAUCCGAUGCUGAAUGUCGUGCUGGGAAUAGCAGUGGAGCGGGACCCGUUUGUGGGACUGCGCAACCCUGCACUAGCAGCGCUUGGUGAGGCGGAAUGUGUGCAUGCCGCAUGUGAGGGAGAUAGCGCGGGCAGGGCCGCUUGUGCUCUGGCCCGCGCGCGCCACGUACCCUUCUGCCCUGCGUAUCUCGUUCACGGCCUCUGGCGCCCGAGGUCCAUCUGCGAGGAUGCUAAUUCGUCGGGUUCGUGCGAGACCAGGGACGGCGGCGUAGCGGCCCUAAAGGGAUCGGAGGUGGUAGAGCGCGGGCGCCUGCUGGCAGAGCAGAUCGCGGCGGUGUGGGCGCUCUAUCAGCAGGCCGCGGCGGAGGCAGCCGCGGCGUCCAACACAAAGUGUGGUGAGUUAUGCUACAAGGGAGUGCACAUGUCCAAUAAUUUCUAG
Trypanosoma grayi is the source of this 2292-nucleotide messenger RNA. RefSeq lists its product as hypothetical. The transcript has a single exon. The record is from RefSeq and is a predicted model, not a curated record. The coding region runs from base 1 to 2292 and encodes 763 amino acids. Lineage: Eukaryota; Euglenozoa; Kinetoplastea; Trypanosomatida; Trypanosomatidae.